CUUUUUUCUUUUUUUUUUUUGGUUUUUUAGUCUUCUUUCUAUUUCUCUCUCUCUCUCUCUUUUUUUUCCCCCCUUGUUCUUCCCCGCUUCGCUUUACGUGCGCUUCGGUGUCCUUGCCAUUCCUUUUUGAAUUGUUUUUGUUUUUCUUGCUGUUGUCUGAUUUGAAUCGAUUAUUGCCAUGGGAAUGGGAAUGGAAAAGUGCUGUGGGUUCAUUCCACUGAGACUCGCCACGUUCAUUAUUGCAACUUGGUUCUUUGUGAUUUACCUCUUUGACGCUGUCACUGGAUUCCUAGGCAUCAACGCUGUUACGGUCUACUCGGGACAAACCGCCAAAGCUUGGUAUUACGUCGACCUCAUCUUCACCCUCAUUAUUUGUAUCGGUGGUCUUCUAGGCAUCAUUGGUUCAUGCUUUGCUUCUCGCAAAUUCGCCAAAAUAUUCAGCAUCAUUGUGUGGAUAAAUUGUGCCCUAUCCAUCAUAAAAUAUAUUGUCUCUCUGGCAUUGAUGGCAGUAUUUCACGAAAAUUUAGUUCGAUCAUGUUUACGUUCUGGAUUUAUUGGUUUCUCCAACGCCCAAACUCCCAUGGGACCAGCCAUCAUCACCGACAGUCCCUUUUACACCCCCGUUCAAUAUCCAGGCACUCUCAAUGCCCAUGCCAGUAGUCUUGACGACUGUCAAUCCAAUGUUAAAACGUUCCUCAUUGCCUACGGUGUGGUUAUCUUUGUCAUUGAAUUGAUUCAGAUUUACUUUGCUUCCGUCGUGAACGCUUAUUCAUCGCGACUACGCAAUGGCGCACGUCAUCAUCGAUUGCACGAUCAGCAAAUCAAAGACUUUGAAGAAUCCCGAUACCAUAUGUCAACCGUUUAUUAAAACAUGGGGUUGAUCUUUUUCCUUUUUCCUUUUUUUUCCGCUGUACAUUUCAUUCCAUCUUUUUUUGUUUGUUUUGUUUUCUCCUAGAUCGUCGUUUUUGCUGGUUCAAAUGAAACCAUUAAAAAAAAGCAUUUGGGUUCACCGACCAUCCUCAGAUCAACUUUUUACGUGGUUCUCUUUAGCCAAGACAAUAGUGAUACUGUAGUUACUUGUACCACGCCAACUUUAUCAUUGAGGCAUAAACUUGUGUUCCCUUGGUUGCUGGAUCAUCCUAUUUUUUUCAAGUCCCGAAACAGCACAAGGCAAAACCAAUUCAUGAUCUUUCAAAAUACGACAUAUUUUAACAACAGAAGCCAUCGUCCACGGGAUUGGUUCCCCAAGGGCGCUAUUGAUUAUUUUAUAUUCAUUGACUUCAAGGCCCACGGUAAUUCGACUAUUUGCG
Molecule: messenger RNA, 1310 nt
Organism: Radiomyces spectabilis
Lineage: Eukaryota; Fungi; Mucoromycota; Mucoromycetes; Mucorales; Radiomycetaceae
Exons: 5
Coding region: 179-868 (229 amino acids)
Source: RefSeq, a predicted model, not a curated record